UGCCACCUGUUACUGCCUUUCAGUGCCACCCAUCAGUGCCAGUCAGUACCACCUAUCAGUGCUGCCAUUCAGUGCCGCCUAUCAGUGCCAUGUAUCAGUGCUGCCUUUCAGUGCCCAUCAGUGAUGCCUGUCAAUGCCUAUCAGUGCCACCUAUCAGUGCUGCCAAUCAGUGCCACCUAUCAGUGCCGCCUGUCAGUGCCGCCUAUCAGUGCCAGUCAGUGCCGCCUAACAGUGCCAGUCAGUGCCGCCUAACAGUGCCAGUCAGUGCCGCCUAACAGUGCCAGUCAGUGCAGCCUCAUUGG
Messenger RNA from Staurois parvus, 302 nucleotides. The record is from the annotation of a GenBank genome assembly. Lineage: Eukaryota; Metazoa; Chordata; Amphibia; Anura; Ranidae.